AUCUGCUGAUAACAGUGACAAGAAAGUUGCACCCUUUGACCCAAAACUCAUGCUGCCAUUUCUGAAAUUUCUCUCAGGAGAGAGUAUUGAAGUCAAAACAAAAAUGGUAGAGAACUUGGGCAAAAUUUUCUCUCAUAUGACGUUCAAAGGGAGCAAGAAUGCUGCUAUAACUUUUUUGACCUCCUGCUUGGAUCUGAUAGAGGACCCUGAGUAUAAUAUCAGACGGACCUUCAGUCAGAUGAUUGGCCAGGUGAUAUCAGGAGACAUAACUGAAUGUUCAAAGUCAACCACAGACCAACUUAUUUUUAACCGGGUCAAGGAGGCGUAUUCCCGCGCUCGAGCGGAUGGUGAUGCACAACUCCAGGAGACUAUCCUGCUGACCUCGGGCAACCUCGGCAAAGUAUCCGAGGGGGACAGACUGCUGGUGGUUGUGAUUAACCUCUUGGAGAGUAUGCUGUCUCAGGCCCCACUUGUGGCUGCCACGGCAUACCUCCUGCUUCAAGAGCUGGCCAAGAGCAAAGACAUGAAGAUGCAGACUUUGUUUAUGAGAUUCCGACAGCCAGUGUGUCAGUUCUUGGCAAACGCGAUGCAUGAUGCCCAGGAGGAUAGCAGAGGAAAAGGUGCCCAGCACAUCCUACAGGAAGUCACUAAUGUCUUGGACUUUCCAGAUCUCAAAUCAUUUAUACAGGUCUCUAAGAAAUAUUUGCUACCAUACCUUGUGAGCAAGGCGACCCAGACAGCCUCUAACAUCAUCAAGAUACUGGCCACUGCUAUGGGGGCAAAGAAUCGUAAGUUGAUCCUGAUAAACAACACACAGUACAUCUUCUCAUGCUUGGUGAGGUCGUGUCAUGGUGCAGAGUUAGAGAAGGCUCUACAUUUUCUACAGAAAGAGACAGACUUUGAGCUCGGUUCCCUUCUGCGUUUACGUUUCCAGCAGGUACACAAUGAGCUACUGCUGUACCUUUGUGCAAACUAUCAACAGGUUUUCCAGGGUCUGAGGAUGCUGGCAUCACAUGACAAGGAACCCAGAGAAAUCAACACCUCCAAUGAAAUGGCCGAUUUCCUUCAGCCCCGCCUCCUCGGCUUCCUGGCUUACUUUGAUGUCCAGUUGGCAGAUAAUCAUGUCCCCAUAGAGGACAAGAAACUGGCACUGGAAAGCCUGAUAUCAAUUAUGAGGCUGAUGGGGGUGAAACAUAUCACACCUGUAAGGCUAAAAGUGAUCACCACGCUCAGGCGGAGUUUAGAACUGACGGAGGAGGGUUUCCCUGAAAUAUCCUGUCGAGCCUGGAACUGUUUUGUCAGAAGUGUGGAUUACCCGUCCCUGGGGCCUCUCCUCUCACAGAUCAUUGCUGCCCUCUUGUCCCUCAUUCAGACACUCCCCCGACAAAUUGCUGACAUAUUUAACUUUCUGAUUGUUGAGAACAGGAAAGUUCUCCAUGGGCAUUUUCAUGAGAUAUACUUUCUGCCAGAAAUACCAGAACUGUCUGAUGCUAAUAUGGUUCUCAAACAGUACACAGAGGGACCCUCGAGCCAAUCAGAUGUGAGAUCUCAAAUCACUCAUUUCCUGAAGGGUGUGACGCACGAGAAUCUGGACAUCCGCCUUCAUGCGCUGUCUAAGCUCCGACUGCUGCUACAACAACAUCAGUCUGCCAUUCACAAGCUGAUCAUCGGGAAUGAGACAGCCGACCCCAUCAUAUCACAGCUGGUUUCCGUGUUGUUGACAGGAUGCAGGGAGUCCGAUCAGAGAGCCCAGCUGCUGUAUGCAGAGUGUCUGGGGGAGUUAGGUGCCAUAGACCCAGGCAGACUGGAUUUGGCUGCUAACAACCCAAAACAGGACAGUGCUCAUUUCCAUGCCAGUGUGGAUGAUGACAACUUUGCCUUUGAUCUGAUCAAUGAUGUCACUCGGGCAUUCCUUGCGGCGACAGAGCCAGAUGUUCAGAACUGCUCAGCACUGGCUCUGCAGGAACUGUUACAGAUUUAUAACAUUGGAGUAGAUAAGGAACCAGGAUCUUCGGGACAUAAACUGUGGAGACGUUUCCCAGAGCAGACCCAGGAGAUACUGCUGCCACUCCUCAGCUCCAGAUAUGUCCUACAAAGCAAUCAGGACUGGUCAAAACUGGAGAAGCCCAUCUACAUGAGUAAGAAAGGGUCAAAGUUCAAGGACUGGGUCACCAUAUGGACAGGAUAUCUCACGUCAAAGGUGACGGAGGACAAGGCGAGGAAGGUGUUCCUGUCUUGCGCUGCCCAGAUCAAACAAGACAUUCACAUCACGCUGUACCUACUGCCCCAUGUUGUUCUCUACGUGCUGCUAGAUGGAACUGAGGAUGACAGGACAGAGUUAUACACAGAAAUCUUGGAAGUGAUCAGUCAGGUGAAGAAACCAGAAACUCGCCAUGGCAGUGCUUCAGACUUCCGCCACAUGAGUGCGCAGACAGUGUACUCCAUCUUCGAUUACCUGAACAAGUGGCGACAGCGGAGAGCACAAGUGAUCGCAGCUAAGGCUGGCAACACCAAGGGAGACCCCGCCUACUUGUCUGAUGCAAGUUAUCAAGCUGUCAGUCAGUUUCUGGGCGGCAUCCCAUUGGAGGGACUGUCAGAAGCCUCGUUUAACUGUAAAGGUUAUACAAGAGCACUAAUGUACUUUGAGCAUUACAUCACGAGCACCAAGCAGGAUUUACAGGAGCACCUGGACUUUCUACAGCAACUUUAUGCCUCUAUGGGAGAGGCUGACGGAGUUCAGGGUGUAGCAGCUCUUCGUCACUCCCAGGCCACACUUCACGAGGAGAUCCUUGUCCAUGAAUGCACAGGUCAGCUGACAUAUGCCUUGGCAUGUUACGAGAGGGCCAUACAGUUAGAGGCAUCAAACAUCAGCCUUCAUCAGGGAUUGCUGAGGAAUUACAUGGAUCUGGGUCAGCAGAGUACAGCACUGGUACAAGUCAGUGGUAUACUGGCAGAGAGACCUGGCUGGGUAGAUGAACUAAACUCUUAUCGUGUGGAGGCAGCCUGGAAACUAGGCAGUUGGAGCAAGCUGGAAACUUUCUGUACACAGGAGAAACAGAGGACAGGCUGGUCUGUGGGACUGGGCAGGGUUCUCUUAGCUGCCAAACACAGGGAUGAGGAGGAGUUUUUUCAGCAGUUAAAGUCUCUGCGAGGAGAGCAGAUGGGACCCUUGUCUGCAGCCAGCAUGGAGAGUGGGUCAUACCAGAGAGGAUAUGAGAACAUCACAAGGUUACAUAUGUUGAAUGAGCUGGAGCAGGGUCUGAAGUCUCUAGCAGGUUUCCCGUCCGUCACCCCUGACUCCACAUUCACAGCCACGCCCAGACCAGAGUUGCUCAGACAGUGGGAGGCCCGUCUCAGCAUGGCACAGUGUUCAUUUCGCACCCAAGAGCCCAUUCUGACUCUGAGGAAGACGCUGUUCUUGUUAACCCAAGAUAAAGAUGACCAUCCGAUGAUGGACUUGGAAACAGGCCGAAUUUGGCUGAGGAUUGCUAAAGUUGCCAGGAAGGCUGGUCAUCUGCAGACAUCAUACAGUGCUAUGCUCCAGGCCAGUAACUGCAACUUGACCCUGUUAUGUCAGGAAAAAGCCAAGCUCCUUUGGACAAAGGGAGACCAUGACCAAGCCUUGGCCACAUUAGAAGCUGGGAUUGCUGAGAACUUUGGGAAUGCCAGUGUUCUCAAGGUUGACCAGUCCCCUGAGGGGAAGACAAAGCGGUCAGAGUAUGCCAGGGCCCUCUUGCUGUUUGGAAACUACAGCGAGGAGACAUCCAGCAUGGAAAGUAAUGCCAUCAUGAAGCAGUACAAGGAUGUGAUAGAGGCUAACAUGGAGUGGGAAGAUGGCCACUUCUAUCUGGCCAGAUACUACGAUAAAAUCAUGACCACGCUGAUUGACGAGCGAGACCGGCCGGAGAAACAGGGAGAGUUCACGAUCUACGUGGUUCGGUACUUCGGCCAGUCUCUGAGGUACGGCAGUCAGUACAUUUAUCAGUCCAUGCCCCGACUGCUCAGUUUAUGGCUGGAUUACGGUUCAAUGGUGGUUGACGCAGAGAAGAAAGAAAAGGGAAAGUCGAGUCAGAAAUUACAGACACAGAGGACUAUCCUGGACAGGCUGAACAAGAUUAUCUCCAAUCUGAGACAACAGUUGGCUCCAUAUCAGCUGUUUACCACUCUUCCACAGCUCAUAUCUCGUAUCUGCCAUGCCCAUCCAGGUGUUUCGGCUGAACUUCAGGAGAUCAUUGCAGCUCUGUUGGUGGCAUUUCCUCAGCAGGCCAUGUGGAUGAUGAUGGCAGUGUCAAAGUCUUCAUACCACAUGAGAGUCAAACGAUGCCAGGAAAUAUUUGCCAAGGCCAAGGAUAAAAACCGAGAUUUGCCUAAAUUCAUUCUGGAUGCGACUAAGCUAACAGAGAAGUUACUGGAGCUCUGUGAGAAAGAAGUGCCUAAAAUGAUGUCCACUCUGAGCAUGACUCAGCACUUCCGACCGCUGAGGAGGCUUCUAGAAGACAGCCAGUUUAGUUCUAUCCUGAUGCCCCUUCAAGACGCCAUGACAGUGACAUUGCCCAGUGGCAACGAGAGCCUGGAAAAUCAUGAUCCAUUUCCAGGACAACAGAUCUAUAUCGAUGGCUUUGAGGACACAAUUGAAAUUUUGGCUUCACUGCAAAAGCCCAAGAAAAUUACAAUGAAAGGAAGUAAUGGACGUCUGUAUGUCAUGAUGUGUAAGCCAAAGGAUGACCUCAGGAAAGAUUGCCGUUUGAUGGAGUUUAACGGAAUUGUCAAUAAAUUCUUGAGGCGAGAUCCAGACUCCAGGAGGAGACAACUCCACAUUCGUACUUAUACUGUUGUGCCCCUGAAUGAGGAGUGUGGCCUGAUAGAAUGGGUGAACAACACCAGCGGACUGCGCUACAUCCUGAUCAAGCUCUACCGUGAGAAGUGUCUGUACAUGAGUGGUAAAGAGCUACAGGCCUGCAUGCCAACACUUCACUCCUCUAUAGACACAAAGCUGGCCAUUUACCGGACAAAGCUGUUAGUACGUCACCCUCCCGUGUUCAGUGAAUGGUUCCUGAGGACUUUCACUGAUCCCACAUCCUGGUACAGCGCACGUCUCUCCUACACCCGUACAACAGCCGUCAUGAGCAUGGUGGGGUACAUUCUGGGCCUGGGCGACAGGCAUGGAGAGAACAUCCUGUUUGACUCCACCAAUGGGGACUGCGUCCAUGUCGACUUUAACUGCCUCUUUAACAAGGGGGAGACAUUUGAGUGGCCAGAGAGGGUGCCCUUCAGACUGACACCCAACAUGGUAGAGGCCAUGGGCCCCCUGGGAUAUGAGGGUCUAUUCCGCCAGGCAUGUGAGGUCACCCUCAGGGUCAUGAGGAACCAGAUGGACUCCCUCAUGAGUGUGUUGAAGCCAUUUGUGUAUGAUCCCCUGGUUGAAUGGAGCAAGCCAGCCAGAGGACGGUCAAAUCCUGCAGACUCAGGGGAGAUAACCAAUGAACAGGCAAUGACCCAUGUACUGAAUAUAGAGCACAGGCUGAAGGGAAUCCUCAAAUCCAAGACCAAACCCCGUGGAUUGCCUUUAUCUAUAGAUGGACAUGUCAACUAUCUCAUUAAGGAAUCUACAGAUGAGAAGAACCUGUGUCAGAUGUAUAUAGGGUGGGCAGCUUAUCUGUAGUCUGUUUCAAGAGGCAUUCCAUCAUAUGGAUGUCAUGUACCAAAAGACAUUCCAUCAAGCCAGGCUUGGUGUGUUGUGGUUGAGGGAUGGACCACCAGUAUAGAUGACAACUAUAUCCUGUACCAAGAGAUAUUCCAUCAAGCCAAGCUUGGUGUGUUGUGGUUGACGUAUGAACCACCUGUAUAGAUGACAACUAUAUCCUGUACCAAGAGACACUCCAUCAAGCCAAGCUUGGUGUGUUGUGGUUGAGGGAUGGACCACCUGUAUAGCUGACAACUAUAUCCUGUACCAAGAGAUAUUCCAUCAAGCCAAGCUUGGUGUGUUGUUGUUGAUGGAUGGACCACCUGUGUAGAUGACAACUGUAUCCUGUACCAAGAGAUAUUCCAUCAAGUCAAGCUUGGUGUGUUGUGGUUGAGAGAUGGACCACCUGUAUAGAUGACAACUAUAUCCUGUACCAAGAGAUAUUCCAUCAAGCCAAGCUUGGUGUGUUGUGGUUGAGGGAUGGACCACCUGUAUAGAUGACAACUAUAUCCUGUACCAAGAGAUAUUCCAUCAAGCCAAGCUUGGUGUGUUGUGGUUGAGGGAUGGACCACCUGUAUAGAUGACAACUAUAUCCUGUACCAAGAGACACUCCAUCAAGCCAAGCUUUGUAUGUUGUAUCAGUGGAUUGCUGAUCUGGAUGUUAGGUGUACAGAUAAAUCACCUGACUGAUUUAUUGUACUUGAUUAUGGAACCAGACGUGCUAUAGAUGAUGUAGAUACUUUUGUGUGUCUUUCUGAAAGGCUGGGCAGAAAGAUUAUAUUUGUAGAGAUUAAUGUAGUCAUAACUGAGUCAAUGCUUGUUGAACCAAAAACAUGUCUACAUCACUAUAGUAAGGCUGGUAAAACGAGAUUAAAAAAAAUUACAGAAUUAUAUUUUGAGAUAGUCUUUACUGAAUCAAGGCUGCUAAAACCACAAACAGGUCUAUAUCACUGCAGUAAGGCUACUAAAACCAGGGGGAAAAUGGCAGCAAGAAGUAUAUGUUGAGAUAAUCUUUACUGAAUCAAGGCUGCUAAAACCACAAACAUGUCUACAUCACAGCAAUAAGGCUGCUAAAACCAGAAAAAAAAAUGGCAGUUAGAAUUAUAUGUUGAGAUAGUCUUGACUGAGUCAAGGCUGCUA
Liolophura sinensis is the source of this 6823-nucleotide messenger RNA. Its product is annotated as serine/threonine-protein kinase ATR-like. Bases 50 to 5662 code for a protein of 1870 amino acids. Gene Ontology annotation, biological process: DNA repair; telomere maintenance; DNA damage checkpoint signaling. NCBI's taxonomy places the organism in Eukaryota, Metazoa, Mollusca, Polyplacophora, Chitonida, Chitonidae. The transcript is spliced from 51 exons. The record is from RefSeq and is a predicted model, not a curated record. Gene Ontology annotation, molecular function: protein binding; protein serine/threonine kinase activity. Gene Ontology annotation, cellular component: chromosome; nucleus.